AUGUACGUGACAGGGAGCAGCUCCAACCUAAUUGAGAAACUGGAUACACCAGCCCACGACGAAGUGCGUCGCCUCGUGGCGGAAGAUGCACAGAGCCGUGGCGGCACCAACUCGUCGUUCACGUUGGAUGGCGAACGCGGCACGUCGCAGUCACAGCUGUGCCGCAUUCUGCCCAAUGGCCAGGAGCAGUGUGCCAACAUUGCCCUCGAAGCGCGUGAUCUAUUCCAGACUAUGCAAACGCUCGGCUUUUUCUGUGUGUUGCCGCAAGAGCCGACAAAAACCUUUAUUCGAUGCGAGUACAUUCCCAAGUAG
Molecule: messenger RNA, 312 nt
Organism: Malassezia pachydermatis
Lineage: Eukaryota; Fungi; Basidiomycota; Malasseziomycetes; Malasseziales; Malasseziaceae
Exons: 4
Coding region: 1-312 (103 amino acids)
Source: RefSeq, a predicted model, not a curated record